Olea europaea var. sylvestris is the source of this 1721-nucleotide messenger RNA. RefSeq names its product E3 ubiquitin-protein ligase ATL6-like. The record is from RefSeq and is a predicted model, not a curated record. NCBI's taxonomy places the organism in Eukaryota, Viridiplantae, Streptophyta, Magnoliopsida, Lamiales, Oleaceae. The coding region runs from base 159 to 1391 and encodes 410 amino acids. The transcript has a single exon.
CUCCCUCCCUCUUCAUAUAUACAUAUUCUUCCCAAACUCUAUUUCCCCUCAGUCACACCGUCAUUCCUCCUCCGUCUCCGGCGCACACACCCCACUCGCACUUUCAACCACCAACCUCCACCAGAAUAGAAAAUUUAUGCUAAAUCUUUCUAGAUCCAAUGAAAACCACCGGCAUAGGCUUUUUUCAUCAUGGGUUUGCUGUUUUUAUCUCCCUUGUCGUCCUCUUUCUAUUUCCAGAAAUCGCCGUGGUUGGAGCUCAGUCGACUCCACCCGGUGACGAUAACAACGGGUACCCAUAUGCCAGGUUCAGUCCAUCCAUGGCGAUUAUCAUAGUCGUCCUCAUAGCAGCACUUUUCUUCAUAGGUUUUUUUUCUAUCUACAUCCGCCACUGCUCUGACACUUCCGGUGCCGCCGGAAGCGUUCGUCGAGCCCUUUCUAUGCGAUCCCGUCGUGCAGCUGCCGCGCGUGGACUCGACGCUUCGAUCUUAGAAACUUUUCCCACUUUCUCAUACUCAGAAGUGAAGGAUCACAAGAUUGGAAAAGGAGCCUUGGAGUGUGCUGUUUGUUUGAAUGAAUUUGAAGAUGAUGAAACUAUUCGUUUGAUACCAAAGUGCGAUCAUGUCUUCCAUGCUCAGUGCGUCGAUGCCUGGCUCGAGUCUCAUGUCACUUGCCCCGUUUGUAGAGCUAAUUUGGUUCUUCUGUCGACCGAUGUGCAGACACAGGAACCGGGGGAGAUUAAUGCUAAUGAAGAGAGCAAUGAAAAUGUUGAAAGAAUCAACAGUUCAAGAAAUGGGGAACAAGUUAUUAUCCAAGUUGAAAGCAGGGAUGAAAAUCAGCCAGAAGGGCUAGAGGGUGCUGCUAGACCGAGAAUGAUGAAACGGAACUCGAGUUUACAAUACCCGAACCGGCCACCGAGGUCGUUGUCCAUAAGAAGGCCGAAAAUGUUUGGACUAGUUAAGUUUAGAUCACACUCUACUGGUCACUCCCUGUCCUUGGGUCUUCCGGGAGAAAAUCUUGACCGCUUCACUUUGAAAUUGCCGGAACAAGUCAGGAAAGAGGUUAUUGGCCGGGCUAUGUUAAAUAGGACGAAAAGUUGUGCCACAACAUUACCUCGAGAAGGAAGUUCAAGAAGGGGAGGGAGGUUUUAUCAGAGGAUCGAAAGGCCAGAACUGGAAGUAAAAUCAGAUAGAUGGAAUUUCACUAGGGCGUCGUCUUUUUUCUCGAGAGCACUGUCAAUGAGAUCACCAAGAGUAGUGGCAGAAAGCAGCGAAGAAUCCACCUCCAGGAGUGGCAGAACGCCAGUAAAAAUGCCGUCCUUCAAGUGUCUGGAGCCCACGGCCGCUGAUGAAACUAAUCUAGUUUCGGCUGACUCAGUUCGGCCUCCGGUUUAAACUUGUAAACCGGUCUUAUUCGACCUUAUCCCCGGCUUGUAGCUAAUGGUCAGUUUUGGCGAAAAGGUAUCUUUCAUCCUAACUGCAAAAGUCGAGGGAGGCUGGGAUCCACAUUUAGCAAAAUAUUUUGCACAAAUUUGAGUUGAAUAUUUAACGUUAAGAAAUAAACUAUUGUAAAAUAUUUUUGUAUGCAGAUUAUUAUUAUUUUUUUCUUGACUUCUUGUUUUCUGGUUUUAUGUAAAUUUUAUUUCAAAUGGAUGUACCCUCGUAAAGGGUAUGAUUGUCAUUACAAUGGCCUUCUUGUCCAAUAGAAACAGAAGUUGUUAUUCA